CUGCGUUAAAACAAUGUCCUCCAGGGAAAGAUCCUCAAAAGACAUUUGAUCUCACAAGCUUUGGAGUUCUUUCGAGGGACCUAACCCGGAAACUGGUCAACAGCACCCUGAGUCUGAGUCUAUGCUACUUGGAAUCACUAGGAGAUGAACACCUCUCUUAAUUACAAGUCUUUUUCCAAAGAGCAGCAAACUAUGGAUAACUUGGAGAAACAGCUUAUUUGUCCCAUAUGUUUAGAGAUGUUUACUAAACCAGUGGUUAUCCUUCCCUGUCAGCACAACCUGUGCAGAAAAUGUGCCAGUGAUAUCUUCCAGGCCUCGAACCCAUAUCUGCCAACCAGAGGAGGCACCACUGUGGCUUCAGGAGGUCGAUUCCGCUGUCCCUCUUGUAGACAUGAAGUAGUUCUGGACAGGCAUGGAGUGUAUGGUCUUCAAAGGAACCUGUUGGUCGAAAAUAUAAUUGAUAUAUACAAGCAGGAAUCUACCAGGCCUGAAAGAAAAACUGAGCAGCCAAUGUGUGAAGAACACGAAGAUGAGAAAAUUAAUAUUUAUUGCCUGAAUUGUGAAGUUCCCACAUGCUCAAUGUGCAAAGUUUUUGGUGCUCAUAAAGAUUGCCAGGUUGCCCCACUCACGAAUGUUUACCAAAGACAGAAGUCUGAACUUAGUGAUGGUAUUGCAGUACUAGUGGGAAGUAAUGACAGAGUGCAAGGAAUCGUAACUCAGCUGGAAGAAACCUGCAAAUCAGUUGAGGAAUGCUGCAAAAGGCAGAAGGAGCAAUUAUGUGAAAAAUUUGAUUAUUUGUACUCAAUAUUAGAAGAAAGAAAAAGUGAGAUGACACAAAUAAUCACUAGGAGCCAAGAGGAGAAACUGGACCAUGUCCGAUCUCUGAUGAAAAAGUAUGCAGACCAUUUGGAGACAGUGUCAAAACUGGUGGAAUCAGGCAUCCAGUUUAUGGAAGAGCCAGAAGUGGCAGUAUUUUUACAGAAUGCCAAAGCGUUACUCCAGAAAAUUACUGAAGCCUCUAAAGCAUUUCAGAUGGACAAAAUAGAGAAUGGCUAUGAAAAUAUGAGCCACUUCACAGUCAAUCUCAAUCGAGAAGAAAAGAUAAUAAGAGAAAUUGACUUUUACAGAGAUGAGGAGGAGGAAGUGGAGGAGGAGGAGGAGGAGGACGUGGCUGAAGGGGAAGAAUUGGAUGAUGUCCACACAGAAUCCUCUGGUGAGGAAGAGGAAGUCUCUGAGCGAGCAUCUCAGCAACCACAGCAGGACACUGUGCCAAAAGACACCCUAGCUGUCUCUCAGACAAACGUAGCACCAUCAUCACCAUCUCCAGCGUCAGUUAAUGCUGCCACUGCAGCUACUCAGGGUGAAGUUGUGCUGACUGCUAACCAGAAGUCUGGAGGACUAGUAGAAGCUGAACCACAAUCAGUUGGAGAGCCAACCGAUCCCUUGUUUUAUCCUAGCUGGUAUAAAGCUCAGCAGCCACGCCAAACAAGCAAUCCAAAUUCAGCCCCAGUGACUGAAAGUAGGCAGGUAGGGCCUUCCAUUCCUGUAGAGGUGAAUGCAAAGAAGGCAGAAGCUCCAGAAGCAGCUACGACAAAUGGGAUUUCUGCUGUUAGUGGUAAGGAAGCUAACACACCUACAGAUACUUCACAGACUGGGUCUGAACCAACCUCUCAAGGACAGCUGGAAGGACAGCCUGGGAGCAAUGAAAGAGUUGAUGAGCCGGCUCGUCAUGUCUUCUCUUUUUCCUGGUUGAACUCAUUGAAUGAAUGAUGACUCUCAGUCCAGCUGGCUUCUGGAGGAACCCAUGGACAGCAAGUGACAUGGCUGGAAGUGAGAAGAAAUAACGCAUUGAAAGAAAUGGUGGGUCAGAUUUUACCCAAAAGACUUUGUUUGAUCAUGAUCACACUGGAUCUGACUUUGUGAGAAUUGGGGAAGCAGCUGAACUACUUGGGAAAUGGGGUGGGAGGGAAGAAAGAAUGUGAGCUAAGGGCUAGUAAUAAACCAACUGAGGGUCAAGUUCACGCAAGCUUUUGAAGUAAUAUCAAAUAUCACAUGGUCACCUUAUUACCUGUCCAGGUCACCUCCAUAAACAAGUACUGAGUUUGUAGUUAAGGUUUUAUCUGUGAUAGCUGAUCUGUGAUGUAACCAAGCUGUUGCAUGAUCAUUGCAAUUGACCCUGAGAGUGCUCAAGCAAAAUUAAUGUCAAAAAAGGAAUGUGUUGACACAAAAGUAGCACAAUACUGUUAUCACAAGUAAAGUGUUAAAAGGCACACUAUACACAUUUGUAAAUGUCUUGGCCCUUUCUGUAUACAGUUUUAAAGAAGUGCUUUAUCAACAUUGUUGUAUAAAAUAUCAGCUGUUUCCUCACUAAAGGCAUUAUUGUUGUUAAUAAACUUCUCAUUAUUCAGGAA
This is a messenger RNA of Elgaria multicarinata webbii, 2411 nucleotides long. RefSeq names its product tripartite motif containing 55 (gene TRIM55). Gene Ontology annotation, biological process: protein ubiquitination. Lineage: Eukaryota; Metazoa; Chordata; Lepidosauria; Squamata; Anguidae. Gene Ontology annotation, molecular function: zinc ion binding; ubiquitin protein ligase activity. Gene Ontology annotation, cellular component: cytoplasm. The transcript is spliced from 10 exons. The record is from RefSeq and is a predicted model, not a curated record. Bases 145 to 1770 code for a protein of 541 amino acids.